AUGCGGCGAGGCACUCGUUUUGUGAGCGAUUCUCUUCAAUUUACGGGUGUGGAUUUGGGUGAUCGGGACAGUGGCACGUUUCGCCGCCGACAGUUUGGCGCUUCGGAAGAUGACAGCGAUGCGACUUCGGACGAGAGUGAUAGUGAGGGUGACUCGGAUGAUAGUGAGGAUAGUGAGGACAGCGACUAUCUCGAUUUGUCGGGCUUGAGUCCGGAAGAGAGGGAAGAGGUCCUGGUUCAGUCGGCGAUGCAACGAAUAAACCAGGCUCAAGCCACUGGCCAGACCGAUGUUCAUCUAAGAAAGGAAGAACUUGAGGCUCUUGCACAGCGACGGAAACGUAUGGAAGAGGAGGAGCGAGCGAGACGCAAGAAGCAGCGCCACUCGGGAGGCGGGAGUGAUCGAAAGAAGAAGUCGGAGCAGCGGAUAGCCGUGCCAUUGACACAGUUCGCACCGGUCUCGCGCAAAAAGAAAUCGUCACUGCCGGCAUCAAUGGAGUUUCCCCCAAGACAGGAUUCCCUUCCGCGGCAAAUAGCAGGCGGCGACCUACCGGCAGAUGGUCGUGACCGACAAGGAUACCCACCCAUGGGAUACUUCCCGCCUCCUUCUGCGUCUCGUUCGCGACCUCGCUCUGGGACAAGCUCAUCGCAACGGCCGCCCAGUCGCGCGCGCGACGAGUACGAAUACAGCUCCUCCCGACCACGCUCAUCAGUGGGCUCUCUCCGGGAUACUCACCUUGAUCCGUUCCAAUAUCAGACAGCAGGUCCGCACGCGCCAUACCCCCCGGGCGCUGCAGCUGCUUCUUCGAGACGGCAUGCGUCGGGACCUUCCGAGGUCAUGCAUGACCAACGUCGGAGCACGGUGAACCCCCCCGCAGCUAGGAGCAGCCACGGGUCCAGGCGAACCAGCUACGGCGGGGACACCAGUGACGCCCACAGCUCAAACAGCGAGGACAGUAACAGUGAUGGUCGUGUGCAGCCGCCGAUUCGGGAACCAGUUAGUAAGACCAGGGAAAGGGGUCGGAAUUCGACAAUAGUCGUGGAGGAGUCGCCUGAACGUGUAAGGAGUAAGAAGAAGUCAUCGUCGCCAGUGAAGCGGAAGCAGGUUGCAGGGAAGAAGAAGAAGAAGUAA
Messenger RNA from Metarhizium brunneum ARSEF 3297, 1128 nucleotides. RefSeq lists its product as uncharacterized. The record is from RefSeq and is a predicted model, not a curated record. Lineage: Eukaryota; Fungi; Ascomycota; Sordariomycetes; Hypocreales; Clavicipitaceae.